Messenger RNA from Solanum lycopersicum (tomato), 802 nucleotides. Lineage: Eukaryota; Viridiplantae; Streptophyta; Magnoliopsida; Solanales; Solanaceae. The record is from RefSeq and is a predicted model, not a curated record.
AAAAUAAUUGUGAGGUCUCAGCUGUUGUAGUACAGAAAUGUCUAAGGAUACCUCUCUGCUAAAAUAUUCAACAUUAAUCCUCAUCUUUCUGCAAACAUGCAAUGCUUGGAAGAUGAAGCCCGAUUACUGUUAUCCGAAGACCCCUUCUGCUUGUGGUCAUAUCCGAGACAUCAGCUACCCUUUUCACUUAAACAGUGACCCAGAAAUUUGUGGAGAUGAUCCGAAAUUUGAAUUUAGUUGUGAAGAUAACCAAACGGUUAUGUCGAUCCUCUCCAAGAAGCUGUAUGUGCAAGCCAUCAACUAUAAUAGUAAGACAAUUCACCUGGUAGAUCCAGCUUUACAAACACAAGAUGAUCUAUGCUCUUUCAGUCCUCAGCUUCUGUUCUUCGACCAAUCCGAUACAAUCUUCCGAUCAUACUAUAGUGGGCUUAGAUCAGCAGAGCCCAUUUUCAUGUUCAACUGUCCAUCUGCUGUUAAUAGUUCUUCGACAUUUCUGGAAAUUAGUGGCUGCAAAUUAAGCAGGUACACUUAUUUAAAGAUUGGAGAAACGAAAGUCUCUGAAGUCAGCCAUGGAUGCAGAAUGGAAUUUAUAGCCAUGACCUCAUUGCCUGAUAUUAAAAACGCAGAGAAUAACAUUUCCCAUUCUGAUUUGAGCUUUUCUUUAUUCGCUCUCCGCGUGAUUUUGAAGAGUAAGGACAAUCUUCAGUUAUAUAGGCUCUGCUUCUUAAUAAUCAUUUCUUUUCCAUCCUAACAAAUUAGGAAAACAAUGGAUAUAUUCACUCACUACAAUUUCAUUUCUUCA